AUGCAGCUUUAAGAUGUACUAAUCCACUCAAGCGUACUACUCGCCACUAGUAGCACUGCUUACUAUUACUAUUAUAAGUUAUAGUCAUUAGCAUUUUUGCUUUAUCUAGUAGUUUCAUCUACAACUUAUUUAGCAGUAUUUUACAUGAUUCCUAAAAUAAAAAAAUUUACUCUUAAUGCUGGUUUGUAUGGAAAAGAUAUUAAUAAAAAAGGUACACCAGAAGGUGAGUUGCAAAUACCUGAAACGCUAGGAAUAGUACCUGCUACUAUAUUUAUCAUUUUUAAUAUGGUAGGUGUUUUAUAUUCAUAUAAAUAGCACUCUACAAGUCAUAUUGCAUUUGAGCAUUGUGCAGGAAUGCUAUCUAUUUGUUUUAUUAUUUUCCUAGGAUUUUGCGAUGAUGUUUUUGAUUUACCCUGGCGCUAUAAAAUUCUUCUGCCUAAUUUAGCAAGUCUACCAAUCCUUGUAGCAUAUGAAGGAGUCACUCAUGUUGUUUUACCUAUAUUUUUGCGUCCAUAUUUAGGAAAUUAUGUCAAUUUAGGUAUUUUAUAUUACCUUUAUAUGAUGGCUGUUGUUACUUUUUGCACUAAUUCUAUUAAUAUUUAUGCUGGCAUUAAUGGGUUAGAAGUUACCUAAAGUAUAAUUAUAGCCUGUAGUAUUUUACUUUACAACCUAACUGAACUGUGGCUUGGUGAAUAAUAGACAUUCUCACACACUAUUAGCAUUUAAAUAAUUUUACCUUUCAUCUUUUGUACUCUUGGUUUAUACUACUAUAAUAAAUACCCUUCUUAAGUAUUUGUUGGUGACACAUUCUGCUACUGGAGUGGAAUGGUCUUUGCCACAGUUGGAAUUCUGGGUCACUUUUCUAAGACACUUUUAUUAUUUUUCAUACCUUAAAUUUUAAAUUUCGUUUAUUCCUUUCCUUAGUUGAUGAAAAUAAUACCUUGUCCUCGUCAUAGACUUCCUUAUUACAAUGUAGAAACUAAAAAAUUGGAAAAAGUAAAAACCAAUUUAAAUCUAAUUAAUCUUUAUUUAUGGAUUCGUGGCCCUCUCUCUGAAAAAGAUCUUUGCAAAGAAUUAGUUAUUUUAUAAAUUUCUUGCUCUAUUUUAGGUUUCUUUAUUAGAUACUAUGGAGCUCAUUUGAUGUUCUGA
Messenger RNA from Tetrahymena thermophila SB210, 1149 nucleotides. Its product is annotated as UDP-N-acetylglucosamine-dolichyl-phosphate N-acetylglucosaminephosphotransferase, putative. Gene Ontology annotation, cellular component: membrane. The record is from RefSeq and is a predicted model, not a curated record. Gene Ontology annotation, molecular function: UDP-N-acetylglucosamine-dolichyl-phosphate N-acetylglucosaminephosphotransferase activity. Gene Ontology annotation, biological process: dolichol-linked oligosaccharide biosynthetic process; protein N-linked glycosylation. The transcript has 2 exons. NCBI's taxonomy places the organism in Eukaryota, Ciliophora, Oligohymenophorea, Hymenostomatida, Tetrahymenidae.